AUGUCAUGGAACGUUGAUUCAGCAUAUAAGGCUGCAUUAUCUCCAGAUAGUGGUUUAUGUAGCAUCUACAAAUCCAGAAACAGGGGCAAAGUUGUGAAAGAGGCAGGAUUACAUUUAAAACAAUCCGCAAAAAUAACUGAUGAAGAAGUAAAAGAUGAAUUAGGACCGGGGGGAGAUUCUCCAACCAGGGAUAUCGUAGCAGCGGCAAUUCAUUUCUUAAUAAUAAAUAGAGCUGUCAAGACAAAUAGAAAAGGAACAACCAAAGUAGGAACAUUCACCCACCUUAGAAAUGGAAAGGACAUCGAUAUAAAGCAAAAGGACCAGUCCCUGAGAAAAUUGCCUUCCUUGGGAAAAGAUGAAGUUCUCAUCGGAAAAGGAAUACUAACUGGAGUUGCGUGCACAGUCAUACAGAGUGCAGUAAGGACACGGAAGAUAUCGGGAGAAAGUAAUUCUUUGAAAUCAGAUUAUGGCUUGUCUAAGAAGAAAUUAUCACGGAAACAUAGGUGUUUGAGCUCAGUUGAAGUUAGCACUAGAAAUAAAUCGUCGAAAAGAAGUCCUUCCUUGAGCACAAUUGAUGCAAUCUUCGAGGAAGAAUUCUCCGAAGAGGACACUUCCGUGAGCUCAGUUGAAACAAUCACGAAAGAGGAAGUAUGGGGAAAAGUUAAUACUACAGGAAGAAUUCAUGUAGUUGACAGGGAGGAAAGAAUGGCAAGAGACGAUUCUUUGAGUAAAAGUUCUUGCGAUACUACGGAGACAGUGUUAGUGGAGAGUGGCUCACCAUGCAAAGUUGGCCCAGCUAUUAGAGACAGAACAUCAACAAGGGAUGAUAUUUCUAGCGCAGAUGAUUAUAACAGUUUAUAUUCUUCAGGACGUAGGCGCGAUGUGAAUUCAACGAGGGUAUCUAAGGAGGAAGGAUCUUCUUCUUCCAGGGAUGAUACAUAUCGAAGAUAUGAUUCAUCCGAAGUAUAUGGCCAACGGAAGGAAAGUGAGAUAGAAGCUGCAAGAACUGUGUAUAACAGGGUAAAGUCUGUCAGGAGAAGUCCCUUAUACUCGCAAAAAUCUGCGAAAUCAGAUGUCGAUACCCUAGAUGAUAUAAGGAAGAGGACGAAAAAGCAAAAACAAGAUGAAACAAAGAAACAUAUAUACAUAACAUGCAAAAGAGAUAUGCAGAAGAGAUUAAGGGCUGCAACAGGCACUUAUACACCGAAAGAAAAGUUUGAACAGGAAGCAUAUGAUUAUACGUAUGAUACAACCGCAGAUACAUAUUGUGAGGAAGGUCUAUCCAGAGAGGAAUUUUAUAUAAAGAGAAGUAAUGAGAUGUAUAGAAGAAUGCAGAAAGUAAGACAAAGUUAUGCAUUAAGAAGAAAGCCAUCCCAAGCUGAGAUUGAUUCUAUAGAUGAUAUCAUAAGUGGGAACGAGUCAUCAAAGAGGGAGCAUACAUCGGAGAAACUGCAUGUACAAGAACCUGAUGAUGUCCAAGAAGGAUUUGUUCAUAUGAACGACGGUGAAACAUUAUUAAGAGAUGGUCUUUUUAAGAAAGAAUACACGUCUUAUCAAGCUACAUUGCAGAUAAAAGAUGAUUUUAGUGAACAAAGUACCAAGUUACACCAAGCAAAGUUCAAAAUGACAGGUAGUUCUAUGAAUACCAAUGACAAACUGGGUAGAGAGGAAUUGUUUGGAAAAGAUAUAUCAGGAAAUUCCAUUGAUCUACUGAACAAAGAAGAAUUGAUGAGAGAGGAGCAUCUAAUUAACACAAUAUAUGUAACGUGCUCUAAGAGUUUAUAUAAAAAGAUGCAGUAUCUAGAUGAAUGCGGUUUAUUGGACAGCUAUGGAAACAAAGCAGAACCUGAGAAUGACAAUGGUGUGUAUAUAACAGAGAACAAUAGAUUAUUUAAGAAGAUUAAUAACAUAAGUGCCGAUGGGUUUACACCCGAUGAAGAUGUGUCAGCGAUAGUUGAUGAAUAUGCGGAGAACUUAUAUUUAAGGUGCCAAAAUAGUCUAUUUAAGAGAAUUCACCAUCGGGGAGAAGGGGAUUUAGAAAAUAUUAAAGAAUUAUUGAAAAGAAAAGAAAAGGAAGAUUCAAGCGAAUCAGUAAACGAAAAGAUAUUACCACAGGAAAGGAAGCAGACCAUAUAUUUAUACUUGCAUGAAGAAGAGAAAGAUAAAGAUCCAGAUAAGAAUAAAAAUGAUUGGGUUAUAUAUAAACGCAUUGAAGCUCGCAAAGUAAAGGUUGAAUUACUAGAUGUGCAGACUAUGAAUAAGCUUGAUGUAACAACCGUUGAUUCAGUAUAUAAAGAGACAGAAGAAGCUCUUAUGAGAAGUGUCUUAGAACCAGCAAAAAAAAUGAUGAGACCCAAAGUGGAAGCAGCAGAAGAAUCUCUUAUGAAAAAUGUCAUGGGGCUACAGGAAAAGACCACCAAAUCCAAUAUUAAAGAAACUAUGAAGAAGGUGGCCAAAUAUGGAGUGUUCUAUAAACGUUGCGGGACAGUGAACAGAUAUUACCAUAAAGGGAGCAUACAAAUGGUGUAUAACUCAAUAAGUAGUGGAGGAGAGCACAUGUUCUAUUUUAGCCCGUGUCGAAGAUUGGAAAGAUGGUUACCUGUUGAUAAUUCUGAAAAAUGA
Messenger RNA from Plasmodium inui San Antonio 1, 2622 nucleotides. RefSeq lists its product as hypothetical. Bases 1 to 2622 code for a protein of 873 amino acids. The transcript is spliced from 2 exons. The record is from RefSeq and is a predicted model, not a curated record. Lineage: Eukaryota; Apicomplexa; Aconoidasida; Haemosporida; Plasmodiidae.